Populus euphratica (Euphrates poplar) is the source of this 1833-nucleotide messenger RNA. Its product is annotated as Galactose oxidase/kelch repeat superfamily protein. The coding region runs from base 235 to 1392 and encodes 385 amino acids. Gene Ontology annotation, molecular function: protein binding. NCBI's taxonomy places the organism in Eukaryota, Viridiplantae, Streptophyta, Magnoliopsida, Malpighiales, Salicaceae. The record is from RefSeq and is a predicted model, not a curated record. The transcript is spliced from 4 exons.
AAAAGUUUUCUGUCUCGAGGGCUCUCUCUCAUCUCGGACAGUCUUUGAUAGUAGGUGAAUAGUAAAAGUCAACAAAUCUUGAAAGUCUAGAGUAUAAUAAUACAAUGACGUAGAAGAAGAUAAAAAUAUAAAUCACGGAUAGACUUUGAGAAAAUCCAACCCCUAGGAGAGAGGAGAGGAGAAGAGAAGAAAGGAGAGCUCAAAAGGCAAAUCUUCCCGUCAACGAAGGAAUCUAUGCAUCAACCCAUCAUACCUGGUUUGCCGGAUGACCUGGCCUUGCGGUGUCUGUCAAAGGUAUCUCAUGGAUACCAUGGACUUCUUGAAUCUGUCUCCAAGAGAUGGAGGGAUAUGAUUCGCAGCGCUGAUUAUGCCCGCUAUAGAGCGAAACAAGGAUGCUGUGGUGAUUGGCUGUUUGUUCUUACUGAGCAGUCUAACAACCAAUGGGUUGCCUUCGAUCCUGAAGCUGACAGGUGGCAUCCCUUGCCAAAGGUUUCUGGGGAUUGUGCUGACCGUCAGCAUUUUGGAUUUUCCUGCGUUUGUGUUUAUAAUCGACUCUUAGUCAUUGGGGGCUCCUAUGCACCACUGGAUUCGUCGGUUCUAAUUCAAAGACCUUUAAUAACAGAUAAUGUUCUCCAGUUUGAUCCAUUUAAGAAACAGUGGACUAAUGUGGCAAGAAUGCGAACACCACGUUCUCACUUUGCGUGCAGUGUUAUCUCUGGGAAGGUUUAUGUUGCUGGUGGGCGCAACUUAUCUUGCACCAAGGGGCUUGCGCUGGCAGAGGUUUACGAUCCUUUAACAGACAAAUGGGAGGAAUUGCCGCCAAUGCCGGCACCACUGAUGGACUGCUUAGGAUUAUCAUAUAAAGGCAAAUUUCAUGUUUUGAGUGACCAGGUUGGCCUGUCAGAGACAAACAUAACUCAAGUUUUCAAUCCAUCAAUUAACACAUGGUGCACAAUGGAGGACAUUUGGCCUUUCUCCAGGGCAAUGCAAUUUGCAGUUCAAGUCAUGUGUGAUGGAAGAGUAUACACAGUUGUUGAUUGGGGUGAGAGCUUGAUUAAAACAAGGGACUCUGAGGGAGGAGAGUGGUACACUGUGGGUUCAGUACCUUCAGUCAUUCUAACCAACCACACGAGGGCUUUGGAGGCCUUUAGUUAUGGUUUUGCUUCCCUUAGAGAUGAACUGUAUAUAUUGGGUGGAAAGGUUCUCAAGUGGGAAGAAGCAGGAGCUGGAAGGUUUGACAUCGUGAGAUUAGAUUUGGUGAGGGUUUGCAAUCCAGUAGCUAGGCCUUUAAAAUGGAAGGAAACCAGGCCAAUGUGUGGACCAGCAUGUGGCUCUAUUCUAGGAUGUGCAUCCCUGGAAGAGGAAAGUUGUUCUCCAUCGAGUUGGACGUGAAGAAUGCACUUGUUAUGGCCAAUGCAGUCACGGCUAAUACAAAGGUGGGAGGCGUGUAAUGGCAGUGUCCUUUCAACCAGGCGCAUCAGUCAGUCAUUGGACAUCCGUUGACACCAUGUUUGGCUUACCUUUUAAUUCUAUUCCACUCGAAGAUGACACAAGGUAGGAUUAGUUUAAUGGAAGAUUCCUCGUCCGGUUGGCUUGCUUUUUAAUUCCAGGAUUAGUUUAAUGAAGACGGUAUGAUGCCUUAACAAUCCAUUUGCAAGAUUGAGAACAGGAAAAGACAGGAGAAAUAUGGCUCAAGUCUGCUUCACUGUUUCUCUUUGUUUGUUUAUGCCUAUUGGAAUACAAACGCUUUUCUCAAUGUUCCUAGCCACAUUGUGACUUAAACUUGGGGAGAAGUAAUCUCUGAAGCUAUAUAUUCCACGAACCCUUCUGAAA